Annulohypoxylon truncatum is the source of this 1081-nucleotide messenger RNA. RefSeq names its product lytic polysaccharide monooxygenase. NCBI's taxonomy places the organism in Eukaryota, Fungi, Ascomycota, Sordariomycetes, Xylariales, Hypoxylaceae. The coding region runs from base 174 to 869 and encodes 231 amino acids. The record is from RefSeq and is a predicted model, not a curated record. The transcript has 3 exons.
CAUGACUAAACUUGCAACAAAUUAACAUCGCCGCAUCCCUUAACUGGCCUUUAUGAAUUAGCUUGAGCGUAAGCUGUAUUAAAAAGGCACAUAAAGUCGGGUACACACUCUGGAUGUGACCCUUCACUCUCCUCGCUCUUCAAUUUUCUUAUACUCAAAUUUUUCGAGUCACGAUGAACAUCCUCGCGAGCCUCCUGAUUGUGGCCACGGCCGUGCAAGCCCACUACACGUUCCCGAGACUUGUCGUUAACGGCGAAUCCGAGGAAGCGGACUGGUGGGCUACUCGAAAGACCAAGAAUGCCGAUAGCAAACAGGGGAUUGAGAAUCCGACCAGUGCAGAUAUUCGCUGCUACUCAUCACAAAAUGCAGCCAACGUCGCCACCGUCCCUGCUGGUGCUACUAUCCACUACAUCUCAACCCAGCAAGUCAAUCACCCGGGCCCUACUCAAUAUUAUCUAGCCAAAGUGCCCGAGGGUCAGAGUGCUUCUAGCUGGGACGGCUCCGGCAACGUCUGGUUCAAGAUUCACACAACGACGCCGACCAUCGAUAGUAAUAAGCAGAUGACAUGGCCCGCACAGAAUGAGUAUGUGUUAACGAAUGCGACUAUUCCCGCCGCAACCCCUGACGGAGAAUAUCUGCUUCGUGUGGAGCAAAUCGCAUUACACCUGGCCAGUCAACCGAACGGAGCCCAGUUCUACCUUUCUUGCACGCAGAUUAAGAUCACGGGGGGCGGAAGUGGUACUCCUGGGCCUCUCGUUGCAUUACCCGGAGCAUACAAGAGUAACGAUCCCGGCAUCCUGGUGAACCUGGGUGCGAUCUCAGCAGAGUCCCCCUAUGUUCCUCCUGGACCUGCUGUUUGGAGUGGUUAAAGUGAAUGUUACAUCCAACCAAGGUUUUCCUCGUCGACCUCUAAGGACAACCACCUUGUAUCGUAAAAUUUCAUCACUAGGUAGAAUGACCCCGAAUCGAUUCCAGGUUAUUAGUAAAAUUAUUCAAGGUAUUUUUUGGGUGAUGCAUAUACCAGUUGCUUCCAGUAAUAUAUAUCUCCUUAAUAGACACCUCUUUAAGUCCUCUGUAGAAA